Messenger RNA from Selaginella moellendorffii, 1611 nucleotides. Its product is annotated as pentatricopeptide repeat-containing protein At3g03580-like. The record is from RefSeq and is a predicted model, not a curated record. Lineage: Eukaryota; Viridiplantae; Streptophyta; Lycopodiopsida; Selaginellales; Selaginellaceae. Gene Ontology annotation, molecular function: protein binding. Bases 1 to 1611 code for a protein of 536 amino acids. The transcript has a single exon.
AUGCAAGCACGAACCAAGUUGCUGUUCUUCGUCAAAGUUCCAGUCCGGUGGUAUACGGGGAAGCACGUCGAUCACGCUUUGGAAACAGCUCUAAAUUCAGUGUUGGAGCACACCAAAGAAGCUUAUCUUCCUCUGCUGCGCGCCUGUGACAAACUCUCGAGCCUGAGGAAGAUCCACCAGCAGAUGAUCCAGAAGAAAGUCGUGGUUGACAAGCUGCUCAAGAACGUCCUGAUUGACAUGUAUGGCAAGUGUGGCGGCUUGGACGAGUCCCGAGCAGUGUUCCAGUCGAUACAAGACCGCGACGGACCCAACGUUUUCUCGUGGACAGUGUUGAUCUCAGCUUAUGCCCGGAAUGGGCAUAACAACGUAGCUUUGGAUCUCUUCCACCGCAUGGAGCUGGCUGGAGUUCGAGCGAGCGAAGCCACUCUAGUCAUCGCUGUCGGAAUUUGCAGCAAGCUUGGAGCUCCUCACGGCCUACGAAUCGGGAAGAGACUCCACCAGCGAAUCGAGGCCCAAGUCUCGAUGAACUUGAUGACUGCUCUCCUUGAUAUGUACUCGAAGUGUGGGUGUCAGCGAGAAGCCAGAGAAAUCUUCCAGAGUUUCCAGAGUACCGACACUGUGUGGUGGACUGCGAUGAUGGAUGCGUUGGUUCGAUGGGGUGAUCCCAGUGGGGCGCUAAACUUGCGAAGUCGAAUGGCCCUCGAAGGCAUUCCAGCAAGCACUGUCACCUUUGUUGUCGCGCUCACUGCCUGUUCUUGCUGUUCUUGCGGCUCCUUGUCCCGAAAGGUGGCGAGCCAGAUCCACGACGAAAUCUCUUCCCGGGGCCUGGACUCCAAUCCCGUGCUGGCCUCUGCACUCGUCAGCGUCUAUGGCAAGCAUGACAACUUCCAAAAGUCUUGGAAAGUUUUCCAGGAUAUUGGGAGCUCGAGAAGGAGCUUGUCAUGCUGGAACUCGAUGGUGCUCACUUGCGCUCGGCAUGGCUUCCACGAGAGAGUUCUCGAUCUGUACUCCCAGAUGUCGGUGGAGGGAUCGGUCGUCCCAGACGAGAUAACUUUCAGCAUCGUCUUGAGCUGCUGUCAGAGAAUCGAAGAUGGCGAAAAAAUCCUCUCGGAGGCCGCGGCUGCCGCUUGCGACCAAUUCGAUCAAGUGAGGAGCGCUGCCAUCGAUUUCUAUGCCCGCAUUGGCGAUUUGGGGAGCUCCAGGCAUGUAUUCGAGAAAGACUCCCACUGUCGGAGCCUGAGCUGCUGGAAUGCCCUGAUUGGGGCAUACUCACAUCACGGCUAUGGCCGCCAAUCCCUCGAUCUCGUGCUGAGGAUGAAGAUCGAGGGAGUCAUGCCGGAUCAACUGACCUUCAUGUCAGCAAUGUUUGCCUCGAGCCACACGGGGCUGGUGGAACGAGGCCUGGAAUGCUUCCUGGAGAUGGAGGCCGAGCAUGGGAUUGUCCCAAGCCCCGAGCACUGCCGCUGCUUGAUUGAUCUCCUGGGCCGCGCCGGCCAGAUCGAGGGGGCGGAAGCGAUGCUUGAGGAGGAUCCGUGUGAGAUGGAAUGGAGUAUUCUCGUGGGCGCCCGCAAGAACCUGGCCGACGAAGAAGCCCUAACCUGGGUACCCUAA